[Torrubiella] hemipterigena is the source of this 2106-nucleotide messenger RNA. Lineage: Eukaryota; Fungi; Ascomycota; Sordariomycetes; Hypocreales; Clavicipitaceae. The record is from the annotation of a GenBank genome assembly.
ACUGUCUGCGCGGAGCGUCAACCACUAAAUUAGCGGAGUGAGGCCGCAGCCGCGGGGAUUUUGACCCGAAGGCGGCCCCAACUUGCUUCUCAUUCUUCUUCUUCCUCUUCUACAAAAAGCCCGCUUACCGCUGCCUCUUGUUUCCCUUCCUCCCGUUUCCAUUGUUCCCCGGGGAAAUGUCCAUGGCCAUUGCUUAACGUGGUUUUUGUCUUGUUUCCUUAUCAAUUGGCUUCGUCCGUACCUCAGUGUUCUAUUCCUUUUGCUACGCGUCACAUGGAAGCGAACACCACCACCAGCAAACAUGUCGCCUACCGCUUUGCCCUCGUCCAACAACUCCCCGCCUUCAUAUCCCGACAAUGAAAAGGCCCUGGGGUCUUCUGCUGACAAGAAGGCCGUCGGCAUCGAUUCGCCUGCAGGGCGCAGAGACUCGCUGACUGGCUCGACGCAGUAUGACAGCACUCAUCGCCAGCUAAAGUCCCGCCAUAUCCAGCUUAUUGGUAUUGGCGGCACCAUUGGCACUGUCCUCUAUGUGCAAAUUGGUCAAGGCCUGCUCGCUGGCGGUCCCGGCAGCCUGUUUAUCGCAUUUAGCUUUUGGUGCACCGUCGUUCUCGCCGUCACCCUCUGCAUAGCCGAAAUGGUCACCUACCUCCCGAUUUCCUCGCCCUUUGUUCGCUUCGCCGGCCGAUUUGUCGACGAUGCGCUUGGAUUUGCUGCCGGCUGGAACUUCUUCAUCUUUGAAGCUAUGCUCGUCCCGUUUGAGGUGACGGCAUGCAACAUCAUCAUACAGUUUUGGACAAAGUCGAUCCCUACAGCCGCCAUGAUUGUCAUCAUUAUUUGCCUCUACGCUAUUAUCAAUGUCGUGGGCGUCAGGUACUAUGGCGAAACUGAAUUCUGGGCGUCCAUUGGCAAAAUCAUCCUCAUCGUCGGCCUCAUCUGCUUCACCUUUGUCGCCAUGCUUGGCGGCAACCCACAGCACGACCGAUUCGGCUUUCGCUACUGGUACACCCCUGGCUCUUUCAAAGAAUACUACAAGACAGGAGGUCUUGGAAAAUUCCUCGGCUUCAUGCAAUGCCUGAUCCAAGCAGCAUUCACCAUUGCCGGCCCAGAUUACGUCUCCAUGGCUGCUGGUGAAACCGCCAACCCGCGCAAGGUUCUACCUCGUGCCUUCAACGCCGUCUUUUACCGCCUUACCGCAUUCUUCAUCCUGGGUUCCCUCUGUGUUGGAAUUCUCGUCCCGUACGAUGACGACAAGCUAAGCCGCGCCUAUAAGGAGGGCGAACCUGGUGCAGCAGCCUCGCCUUACGUUGUCGCCAUGCGCAGGCUUGGGAUUAGUGGUUUACCCGAUGUUGUUAAUGCUGCCGUCUUAACUGCUGCCUUCUCAGCUGGCAACUCGUACGUCUACUGUGCCUCUAGAUCACUCUAUGGUCUGGCUUUAGAGGGUAAGGCUCCCCGCAUAUUCUCAAAGUGCACGAAAUCUGGCGUACCCAUUUACUGCGUUGCUGCUGUGCUCUGCUUCGCGCUGCUGGCCUUCUUGCAGCUUUCCUCCGAGGCUGCUGUGGUCCUCAAGUGGUUUGUCUCGCUCGUUACCGCCUCACAGCUUCUCAACUUUGCAACCAUCUGUCUUUCAUACCUCUGCUUCUACAAGGCACUCCAGGCGCAAGGCAUCAGCCGCCAAAGCCUUCCCUACAGGGCCUGGUUCAUGCCUUACGCAGCGUACUAUGGAAUGGCGUGGACUCUUGUAAUGGCUUUUGUCGGUGGCUAUACUGUCUUCUUACCCGGAAACUGGGACGUUCCCAACUUCCUCUUCUCGUACACCAUGAUUGCCGUCUUCCCUGCACUGUACAUCGGAUACAAGAUUGUGAAAAAGACCAAGAUCAACACCCCCGAGCAAGUCGAUCUCCAUAAAGAUCUCGAAGAAAUCGACGAGCACGAGCGAACAUAUGUUGCCCCUCCCGUCGAAUCUCGAUUUGAGCGCAUUCUCGAUACCCUGUUCGGUUAACUCUGGUUAUCCAAACACACAAACACGAAAGAUACCAUCUAUACAUACACGCAAUAGAAAUAGAAACGAGAUACCCCCAUAUAGCAAUAGCGAACUGCUGUUAGAUC